This is a messenger RNA of Pseudozyma hubeiensis SY62, 2079 nucleotides long. RefSeq lists its product as hypothetical. The transcript has a single exon. Gene Ontology annotation, cellular component: serine palmitoyltransferase complex. The coding region runs from base 1 to 2079 and encodes 692 amino acids. NCBI's taxonomy places the organism in Eukaryota, Fungi, Basidiomycota, Ustilaginomycetes, Ustilaginales, Ustilaginaceae. Gene Ontology annotation, biological process: sphingosine biosynthetic process; ceramide biosynthetic process. Gene Ontology annotation, molecular function: serine C-palmitoyltransferase activity; pyridoxal phosphate binding. The record is from RefSeq and is a predicted model, not a curated record.
AUGUCAGCUGCUGCAGUCGAGCAUGCCGACCACCACCGCAAUUGGUCCGGCUUCUCGAGCCCCGACAGCUCGCCUGAUGUCGAGUCAGCUGCGCCGAGUCUCACCACCGGCUCCACUUCUGCAUCCGUGGAGAGCCUCGAAUCUGUCCAGGACGCACACCAACGCAGUCUCCAUGCACGCUACCAGGCGGGCAAGGGCGAUGCUUCCUUUGGUGCCAUCAAUGGUCUUGCAUACGGCGCAGCCGGCGUACAGGCCCCCACCAGCUACGAAAGCAGCCAGGACGGAGCCACGCUCAUCCACUCCGAGUUCGGCUACUGCGCCAACCCGGACUAUCGCUACACCUCCGAACAUCGUCGUGGCGAUCCACUCCCCAACCCAGUAGAGGAGGAACCCAGCUACUUCACCGUGCUGACCACCUACAUUAGCUACAUCAUCCUCAUCCUCAUCGGUCACAUGCGCGAUUUUACCGGAAAGCGUCUCUUCCCAAAGAGCUACCACCAUCUCGUCGAGCGUGAUGGCUAUGCGGCGCUCAACUCCGAUUUCGACAGCUUCUACACACGACGUCUCAAGGCCCGCAUGGACGAUUGCUUCAGCCGUCCCGUCACAGGCGUGUGCGGCAGAACCGUCGUUUGUCUGGAUCGUGUUGCUCUCGACUACUACCAAACAUUCCGUCUGAACGGCGAAAAGACGCGUGCCCUCAACAUCAGCGCCUACAACUACCUCGGCUUCGCCCAGUCGCAUGGUGGCUGCGCAGAUGCCGUCGAGACGUGUCUGCGCAAGUACGGUGUCAGCAGUUACGGCAGCCGCCUCGGCGCUGGUCAUCUUGACCUGCAGAAGCAGACCGAGAAGCUUGUCGCCAAGUUUGUCGGCAAGGAGGACGCCGUUGUCAUCAGCAUGGGUUUCGCCACCAACAGCACUACCAUCCCAGCCAUCGCCGGUCCCGGAACCCUGAUCAUUUCGGACGAAUACAACCACAGCUCGAUUCGCUUCGGCGCUCGCCUCAGUGGCGCUCACAUCCGCCAGUACAAGCACAACGACAUGAAAAAGCUCGAGUCGCUCCUGCGCGAAUGCAUCAGUCAAGGCAUGCCACGCACGCACCGUCCGUGGAAGAAGAUCCUUCUCAUCGUCGAGGGUCUCUACUCGAUGGAGGGCACCUUGGUCAACCUGCCCGAGGUGAUGCGCCUUAAGGAGAAGUACAAAUUCCACCUCUACGUCGAUGAGGCCCACUCGGUCGGUGCCAUUGGCCCCCACGGUCGAGGCGUUUGCGAUUACUUUGGCGUGGAUCCUGCCAAGGUCGAGAUCCUCAUGGGUACCUUCACAAAAUCGUUCGGUGCUGCCGGCGGUUACAUUGCCGCUGACAAGGACAUCGUCGACCGUAUCCGUCUGACGAACCACGCCAACGUUUACGGUGAGACGCUCUCCCCUCCCGUUCUUACGCAGAUCGUCGCUUCCAUGGCUUCCAUCAUGGGCGUCGGCAGGGAUCCCGAGGAGCUUGCUCUUUUGCCGAGCUGGGUGCAGCUGCCACGCAACCUUCUCGAUGGCAGCGAAGGUCGCGAGCGAUUGCGUCGACUCGCCUUCAACGCGCGCUACCUCAGCAGCGGUCUUCGCAAGCUCGGUUUCAUCGUCUACGGCCACCGCGACUCGCCGAUCGUUCCUCUGCUCAUCUUCCACCCUGCCAAGAUGUCGCUCUUCUCGCGCAUGAUGCUGGACCGAUCAUCUGUGCUGCCUCCAUCGCAGCGUUUCGCUGUUGAGGAGUCGGAUAUGACCCCCGAGGAGCGCAAGGCGAUCGAGGAUCCUGCUUCGCCAGCCAACAUUGAUCGACCCGCUCGGCCACCGAUUGUGGUUGUGGUGGUUGCGUAUCCUGCUACACCGCUGAUUUCAUCGCGUGUGCGAUUCUGUGUUAGUGCGUCGCAUACCAAGAAGGAUAUCGAUGAUGUGCUGCGCGCGUGCGACGAGGUGGGUACGCUGCUUCAUCUCAAGUAUGGAUCAGGUGGUCCGGGGGGUAGGUGGCCGGUGGAUAAGGUGAUCGAUCGUUGUUUGGAUCUGGUCCAUUGGAACGGCGAGGAUCCGAUCAACUAG